AGCACAAUUCACAGUGGCUGGACCUGGCCACCCAGUCAUUGCCUCCCUAGGUGGGGAGGCUGUCCUGCCCUGCCACCUCUCCCCCAGGAUGAGCGCUGAGAACAUGGAGGUGAGAUGGUUCCGAUCCCAGUUCUCUCUAGGUGUGCACCUGUACCAUGAUGGGCAGGAUGAGUAUGGAGAGCAGAUGCCGGAAUAUCGAGAAAGAACUGAGCUUUUAAGAGACCACAUCACCAACAUGAGUUUUUCUCUGAGAAUACGCAAUAUCCGACUCUCUGACAAUGGGCAGUACAAGUGUUUUUUCAGUCCAAUGUCUCUUAUGAAGAUGCUAUAUUGGAACUACAUACAAGCCCUGAGCUACAGCAGUGGCUGCUUUUGCAUCCAGAGCACCCUGGACAAACUCCAGGCUGAGCUCAGAUGGAGAAGCGCCCAGAACUACACAGUGGACGUGACUCUGGAUCCAGACACGGCUCAUCCCCAACUCAUUGUGUCUGAGGAUCGGAAGUGUGUGAGACACAGAGACACACGCCAGGAUCUGCCCAACAACCCUGAGAGAUUUGAUACUUGUGUCUGUGUCCUGGGCACUGAGGGGUUCACGAGUGGGAAGUGUUACUGGGAGGUGGAGGUGGGAAACAAGAUGAGAUGGUAACUGGGGGUUUGUAGGGAAUCUGUGAGCAAGAAGGGGAAGGUCACACUCACACCUGAGGAUGGAUACUGGGCCGUGUGGCUGACGGGUGGGGAAUACGAGGCCCUCACCUCCCCCUCGACCCCACUCCCUGUGAGCACCAGGCCUAGCCAAGUGGGGAUUUUCCUGGACUAUGAGGCGGGCGAGGUCUCAUUUUACAAUGUGACUGACAGGUCCCAUCUCUUCACUUUCACUGGCAGCUUCUCCAGGACACUCCACCCUUAUUUCUGUCCUGCUCUCAACUCUGGGGGUACAAAUGCAGCUCCCCUGAUAAUCUGCCUGGUCCCAGCUCAAUCUGGAGCAAAUCUCUGUCCCUGACAGUGACCCCACGGCACAGACUGGUUCCUCCCAGCGCUGAUGCUCUUCCUGCCCCCAAUGGUGGGGGCCAGUUACUGCAGCAACUCGACUUUCUGUGCUGACCAGACGCUGCCACUUUCUCUUUUCAGCUGGAGAUUUCAGUCGAAAA
This is a messenger RNA of Gopherus flavomarginatus (Mexican gopher tortoise), 1148 nucleotides long. RefSeq names its product butyrophilin subfamily 1 member A1-like. Gene Ontology annotation, molecular function: protein binding. The record is from RefSeq and is a predicted model, not a curated record. The transcript has 5 exons. Lineage: Eukaryota; Metazoa; Chordata; Testudines; Testudinidae.